AUGAACAACCAUGGCAAUGACGGAGGCGGAGUUCAGGGCCUAAUGACACUGGCAAACUUUUUCAAGGUUAAUCUGCCUAAGUUCAAGGGAACUACUAGUCCGACUGAAGCUGAUACCUGGUUUCAGGCUAUGGAGCAAGCACUGCAAGCGCAGGUGGUACCUGAAGGGCAGUGUGUUGAGUUUGCUACCUAUUUGCCCACUGGGGAAGCAUCACAUUGGUGGCAAGGAGUCCGACAUCUCAUGCAGCAGGGUGAUGACUAUAUCACCUGGAAUGCCUUUCGGGAGGAGUUUUAUAAGAAGUACUUUCUAACUUCUGCCACGACGGCCAAGGAACUUGAGUUGCUGCAGCUGAAGCAGGGUACUAUGUUUUCCCGUAUGUGUCAGGGAACUCCGGGAGACUAUGAGGAAUGGAAGUGCAUUAAGUAUGAAGGAGGACUCCGGAGCGAUAUUUUUAGCUCGGUGGGACCAAUGGAGAUUAGGACUUUCUCCGAGUUGGUGAACAAGAGUAAGGUUGCUGAAGAGUGUGUGAAGAAGGCAGCUGCCGAGAGAGGAAGUCACAAGGGAUCAUUUCCAUAG
Molecule: messenger RNA, 576 nt
Organism: Arachis duranensis
Lineage: Eukaryota; Viridiplantae; Streptophyta; Magnoliopsida; Fabales; Fabaceae
Exons: 2
Coding region: 1-576 (191 amino acids)
Source: RefSeq, a predicted model, not a curated record